AUGAAAAUGAAGUUCUUUUGGGUUGCUGCUCUCUUGCUUAAUUUGGUUCUUGGGGUGACUGAGGCUUUUGAUUUUCACGAGAAGGAUUUGGGGUCGGAGGAAAGUUUAUGGGAUUUGUAUGAGAGGUGGAGGAGCCACCACAGGGUCUCCAACCCCAAGAGCCUUGCUGAUGAGAAGCACAAGCGCUUCAAUGUAUUCAAGGAAAAUGUUAUGCAUGUUCAUAAUAGCAACCAGAUGGAUAAGCCUUAUAAGCUGAAGUUGAACAAGUUUGCCGACAUGUCUAACCAUGAGUUUAGGAGCACUUAUGCAGGGUCCAAGGUUAAGCACCACAGGGUGCACCAAGGAACGCCACGUGGAGGUGGGAGCUUCAUGUACGAGAAGGUUGACAGAGUUCCCCACUCUGUUGAUUGGAGGAAGAAAGGUGCUGUGACUAGUGUUAAGAACCAAGGCCAAUGUGGUAGUUGUUGGGCCUUUGCAGCCAUUGCAGCAGUAGAGGGUGUUAAUCAAAUCAAGACCAAUAAGCUAGUUUCCUUGUCUGAGCAAGAGUUGGUAGAUUGUGAUACUGAACAAAAUGAAGGCUGCAAUGGAGGAUUUCCAGAAUCUUCUUUUGAGUUCAUCAAGCUAAAGGGGGGCAUAAACACCGAAACUAAUUACCCUUACAAAGCCGCAAAUGGAACUUGUGAUGCUAAUUCCAUGGAAAAUUCUACAGUAGUGUCAAUUGAUGGGUAUGAGCAUGUGCCUGCUAAUGAUGAGAACGCAUUGCUUAAAGCAGCUGCAAAUCAACCUGUAUCUGUGUUUAUAGAUUCUGGGGGUUCUGAUUUCCAAUUCUACUCGGAGGGGGUGUUUACUGGAAAAUGUGGAACAGAGCUGGAUCAUGUAGUUGCAGUUGUUGGCUAUGGAACAACUGGUAAUGGAAUCAAGUACUGGAUAGUGAAGAACUCCUGGGCACUAGAUUGGGGAGAGAAGGGUUAUAUUAGGAUGCAGCGUGGCAUCUCUGAGAAGGAGGGCCUGUGUGGUAUUGCAAUGGAUGCUUCAUAUCCCACAAAUAAUGAACCACGCAAUUUGGAGCUCAUAAAUAUUGCAAUUGGUAUGGCGAUUGAUCAAUGAAAUACAUUAUUUUAUUUAUUUUCUUUUUUCUAUGCUCUAAUGAAA
Corylus avellana is the source of this 1152-nucleotide messenger RNA. Lineage: Eukaryota; Viridiplantae; Streptophyta; Magnoliopsida; Fagales; Betulaceae. The record is from RefSeq and is a predicted model, not a curated record.